Messenger RNA from Marasmius oreades (fairy-ring Marasmius), 1799 nucleotides. RefSeq lists its product as uncharacterized. NCBI's taxonomy places the organism in Eukaryota, Fungi, Basidiomycota, Agaricomycetes, Agaricales, Marasmiaceae. The record is from RefSeq and is a predicted model, not a curated record. The transcript is spliced from 13 exons. The coding region runs from base 12 to 1799 and encodes 595 amino acids. Gene Ontology annotation, cellular component: Golgi apparatus; membrane. Gene Ontology annotation, biological process: retrograde transport, endosome to Golgi.
CUACUCCCAUCAUGGUCCAGGUCAUCGACCGUCUCAGUUUCUAUCAGACUUUCUUGACACUUGCAUUUGCUCGUUUUUGUUUUGCUUAUGAAGUUCCUGUGUUAGACAAAGAUUAUGACCGUCAAAUAUGUAGUGGGAUGUGGGCUAGUGCCAAGACUUAUAUCAAUGUGACUUUUGAUGAAAGCUCCCAAGGCCAGUUAGCCAUGGUGAUCUACGAGUGGACAGACUCCCCACACCUCGGAAAAAUCACGUCCAUGUACGACGACACACUUCCUAAAACAUACAUAUGCACGACCAGUGCCGUCACUGGCGGAUACUGUUCAACAGACGAGCUUGGUCAUUUCAUUCUGGACCUACCCGCCGGGAAGACGAUCAACGACACUAGUUUUUGGUCUGCUAGGGUUGAACUUCCAGGAAGUCACGGUUCAAGAGGUGGCGAAGGCGCGGAAUUAUCUACUAGUCCACUUUGGAAUAGCCGCAGAGGAAUUCUCACACCUCUCAAAAGUGACUACGACCCGCCGUGGAGAAGAACCGGUGAAAAUGUCAGCCCAACAGGUAUUUACUACUACAACCAGUCUAUCCAAUAUCUUGUCCGGAAAACAGGUUAUUAUUGUGUUGCGAUGAUACCAGUUACAGUCAGAAAUAUCGCGACACGUCAGACAGACGGGCCACAUCCAUCAUACAAAGGCACAGUCUUGUUCCGCAAUAAAUUCGAUGGCAAGCUACCAGCGACGGAUUACCCCAAAGUAAACUUUUACUUCGCCAUGUUUCUAGUUUAUUCAGCGGUUGCCGCAGCUUGGGCUUGGCUGUGCUACAAGCAUGUUCAAGAUAUCUUACCACUUCAGUACUAUCUCUCUGGACUGGUUGGGCUUUUGGUUAUCGAAAUGGUCGCAAACUGGGCAUACUAUCGAUACUUGAACGCUCAUGGGAAGAGCACAGCAUCUACCGUCUUUUUGAUCGUUGUUGCAGUACUUGACGCGGCCAGGAAUUCAAUGUCUUUCUUUAUGCUUCUUGUCGUUUCUCUGGGACUGAGCGUCGUCAGAGUAUCUCUGGAACGUACAAUGCUCAAGUGUCAGGCACUGGCUGGCGCCCAUUUCAUUUUCGGAAUCCUCUAUGCAAUCGGGAUUGUUGAACUCGAAUUAGAGUCUACGUCUGGUUUGGUCCUGCUCUUGUUCGUUAUACCUCUAGCCUUCACUCUUAGCGGCUUCUUGAUGUGGAUUAUGUACGCCCUCAAUGCCACCAUCACACAGUUGCGCACGAGGAAACAGAAAUAUAAGCUAGCGAUGUUCGAGAAGCUGAACUAUGUCCUUAUGUUUUCCGUGUUUAUUAUCUUGAUAUUCUUCGUGGUUUCGUCAUUCUCAUUCUCGGGACGUCUCGCUGAAGACUAUGCUGCCAAGUCGUGGAAGAUGCGCUGGUGGCUUCUGGACGGAUGGCUAUCUCUGCUCUAUCUCGUCUCGUUCUCCAUCAUUGCAUACCUCUGGCGGCCUUCCGAGAACAACAGAAGAUUAGCAAUGUUCGAUGAGAUUGCGCAAAAUGAAGAAGAUGCCGAGGAUUAUGAUCUGGAGGCAAUCGAACACCGGACUAGAGCUAGAGAAGAUGAUGAAACCAUGCCAGUCGGUGGGCAAAGGGGCUCAGGUCCCGUUGCUGAAGACCACGUCGUGUUUGAGAUAGGAGAUGAAGACCCUGGAAGCGACGAUGAACAUACGCCAAGUUAUCGGCGGCUAGAGAGAUCAUCCGGAGAACAGGACAACGGCGGAGAGGAUGAACGUAAAAGAUUGAUGCAUGGAAGAGACGAUUGA